UGCAGGCUACUGGACACGGAGUCAUUGCCAUAGCUUUUCAACAUUCUCAUUGUGGGCGAUGGAACCGCUUUUUUCAGAGCCUCCGAAAUGGCAGAGGGCAAUGAUAACAUACAACAAGCCUUACUGCUGCAAAACACACUUCAACAAAAAUGCGAAAUCCGAAAAUUAAAUUAGUUUGUAUGAGUAGCUGUCACAAAACAAAUUGAUACAAAUUUUUGACUGAGGACGAGCGAUGUUUCUGUGAUGUCCAACAUUCAUGCACUACAUUUCACAUCCUAGAACAACUAAGCUCUGCCCCUGCAAGUGAAUCGAUGUGUUAUGGAUAACUAGCUGCUACAGAUAUAUGACUGUACCAAAGGUUAUUGAAUAGUUAUUGGACGCUUGCAAUUGCACAUGACAAUAAAUGUGUCAAGCCUCUUCUCACACUUUUCAUUGUCUCUGAUUCUCAACGUUUUGGGUAGCCAAUGAUCAAACUAAAUUGUUGUAGGCUUGAGCCAGACCCUUCCCACACAAAGUAUGAUGGGCGGUAGGGUCUGGCUGUGCGAGACUAGCCAUCAUGAAAGUUAAUAUUAAUAGCAAAUUUAUUGGUUUUAUAAAUUGAGCAAGUAAAAUAGCUAUUAAAACUAGAGUGAGUACUGUAUAACUGGCUGUUUCUGCAAUCUAGAAUUACCGUGAUUUGAAAAUUCAAACAAAAGUUAAUGCAAAGUAUAUUUUUGUGUUCCGAUCAGUAGGUCAGUUACUGGUAUGUACAUACCUUUCAUGGUCACCGCAAAAUGGUAGUUACAUGGGAUAUACUGUAGCUCCAUCUCUGAUGCUAAUUUUUGACGGUGUUGGAGGGGUUCUGAAGUAGCAACAUAUGGCAUUAUGCUCAUAGUAAAGCGACUUUAUGCAGACAGCAGUACACGUGCAACGAGUGUCUAAGAGCUGCGCAUGGGUUAACGCUGUAGAACAAUGACGGCUUGGGACUUUGAGGAUAAGGCUAAAUAUCAAUCUGCAAAUUUUAGCUGUGCACUCUAUGAUAUUUUGCAGAAGUAUUAUGAUUGCGGAAAAACCCGGUUAUACAAUGAUAUACUGCAGGCAUUUAACAGAGGUUGUACUUCAUGAUAUGUUAUUGUGUAUAUCUUUUAGUUGGAAAAAUUGAUGUGUCAUCUGUUGAGCUUGUAUUUUGGGACUUGGGAGGUCAGGAGGAUCUUCAAUGUCUUUGGAACAAGUAUUAUGAUGAUUGUCAUGGUGUCAUCUACAUAAUUGAUUCUACAGAUAGAGAGCGGUUGGAAAAAUCACGAGAUGCAUUUAAGUUGAUGAUUAGUGACGCAUCUCUGGAGAAAGUGCCAUUAUUAAUCAUUUGCAACAAACAAGAUUUACCGGAGAGGAUCUCCAAGAUGGUGAGUCUGAUCUUCAUUGUGCACCCCGAAUCCACACAGAUCGAAAGUGAAGUUGUCCUUGUCUUCCGUACUUCUCCCACAAUGACGCAAUUUCCUACCAAUCAAAACCACCUUCACCCACAUGCAAAUAUCUUUGGAGCGGCGCAUUGGAUUUUCACCAAAUUUAAACUACCUGUUCCUGACUUUGGACGGGUACAUGCGGAGCUUUUCGUUUAUUGCGGGCAAUGUCGAUAAAGCAAAAUAAGAAUUAGGGGAUAUAGCUUGACUUUCUACCAUGGAUACAUAGGGAUUUUUUAUUUCAAUUUGAAGGAGGUAUUUUGGAUCUUUUCAUUGUAUUUCUGUGUCAAGUUUGCAUCGAAAGGAGCACUGAAAUCAAUGACAUAGAUACUUUUUGUGCUUUGUGAAAGAGAACAAUGCAUGGUUGUUAUCUUUAAUCUUAUUGACAAUACAAGAACAUUUCAUAAAAUUUUACACAAAUUGUUUUCUGAAACUGGUGUCAGAGUUAUACCAUGGUUUAUGUUCUGAGUGUAGCUUGAACUGGUAG
Molecule: messenger RNA, 1926 nt
Organism: Corticium candelabrum
Lineage: Eukaryota; Metazoa; Porifera; Homoscleromorpha; Homosclerophorida; Plakinidae
Product: ADP-ribosylation factor-related protein 1-like
Exons: 4
Coding region: 1101-1616 (171 amino acids)
Biological process (GO): protein localization to Golgi apparatus; intracellular protein transport; Golgi to plasma membrane protein transport
Cellular component (GO): Golgi apparatus
Molecular function (GO): GTP binding; GTPase activity
Source: RefSeq, a predicted model, not a curated record